This is a messenger RNA of Acanthisitta chloris (rifleman), 876 nucleotides long. RefSeq names its product GTPase NRas. The transcript has 5 exons. The annotation marks the transcript as partial. The record is from RefSeq and is a predicted model, not a curated record. Gene Ontology annotation, biological process: Ras protein signal transduction. Gene Ontology annotation, cellular component: plasma membrane. Gene Ontology annotation, molecular function: GTP binding; GTPase activity; GDP binding. NCBI's taxonomy places the organism in Eukaryota, Metazoa, Chordata, Aves, Passeriformes, Acanthisittidae.
GACUCGUACCGCAAGCAGGACUCGUACCGCAAGCAGGUAGUGAUCGAUGGUGAGACUUGUCUGCUGGACAUCCUGGACACAGCAGGGCAGGAGGAGUACAGUGCCAUGAGGGACCAGUACAUGAGGACUGGGGAGGGAUUCCUCUGUGUCUUUGCCAUUAACAACAGCAAAUCCUUCGCUGAUAUCAACCUUUACAGAGAACAGAUCAAGAGAGUGAAAGAUUCGGAUGAUGUGCCCAUGGUGCUAGUUGGGAACAAGUGUGAUCUGCCCACAAGAACAGUAGACACAAAACAGGCACAAGAACUAGCAAAGAGCUAUGGGAUUCCCUUCAUAGAGACCUCUGCAAAAACGAGACAGGGUGUGGAAGAUGCUUUUUACACACUGGUGAGAGAGAUCCGACAGUACCGGAUGAAAAAGCUCAACAGCAGUGAGGAUGGGAACCAAGGCUGCAUGGGAUUGUCCUGUGCUGUGAUGUGAAAAGAUGCCAAGCAAACAUGGUUCAGGUGCAGCUGCUGGACGAGUCUCGAUGCUCCUGUGCUGCAUCUCAUGCUGAUGCCCUGCAGUGUUUUGGUGCCAGUGAGAGACUCUUGGCACCAGUUAAUUAGCACAAGGUCCUUUCCCGUGCUCCAUCUGAAGAGAACAUCCAUGGCAUCUACCUCCCUGCUCAGCUCACGGAGCAGCAGCAUCUCUGGAUGUACUGGGAUUCUUUUCUCACUGUGUUACCUGGGUUUGUUCAAGAAGAAAACCAGUCACAAAAGUGAACUAUAGAGACUAAAUGCUGUGAAAAAGAUGACACUUUACCUCUAGAGUAAAAGCUAGAAGUGCUGUGUGUCCCCUGUCUGUUGGAUUCCGUGCAGUGCUGUCAGAGGAGUGGCA